CUUCAGCAACAGCUCUCACUUCUACUGCACUCUCGUACCAUCAUGCGCGCUCAGCUCUCCUCUGUCGUCGUUCUCAGUGCUGGUGUCCUUGCGGCCGCCAUGCCUUGGGAGACCACGUCGCCCGCUACGAGCACGACUACGGUCACUGUGACCGCGCCCGCCAGCACCUCCACUGAGCCCGCCAGCUCGUGCGACACUGGCUCCCUCCAGUGUUGCGACACUGUCACGUCUGCUAAGAGCGAGAGCGCCUCCGCGAUCCUCGGUCUCCUUGGCGUCGUCCUCUCCAACCUGGACGUUCUGGUUGGCCUCACCUGCAGCCCUAUCAGUGUCCUCAGCUCGGGCAGUAGCGGUUGCACCGCCGACCCUGUCUGCUGCGAGAACAACAACUUCAGCGGCCUCAUCUCCCUUGGCUGUGUUCCCGUCAACCUCUCGCUCAAGUAAAUAUUCUGUAUACC
Coniophora puteana RWD-64-598 SS2 is the source of this 455-nucleotide messenger RNA. Its product is annotated as fungal hydrophobin. The transcript is spliced from 3 exons. The record is from RefSeq and is a predicted model, not a curated record. Lineage: Eukaryota; Fungi; Basidiomycota; Agaricomycetes; Boletales; Coniophoraceae. The coding region runs from base 43 to 441 and encodes 132 amino acids. Gene Ontology annotation, cellular component: fungal-type cell wall. Gene Ontology annotation, molecular function: structural constituent of cell wall.